AUGGUCGAGUAUAAUGGCUGCGUUGUUCUGGGCAACAAAAUCUACAUCUUCGAAGAAUACCUCCGUGACACGACAGCCGAAGAUGAGAAGCAAAUGGCAGAAUACCGAGAAGCGCGUUCGAAUCUCAAUGACGAGGCGACUGCCUCUCCUUUGCCACAAGAAGAACCUACGAAAUUCGAGGGUCUUGAUUUGAGUUACGGAGCACCACCAUUCUGCUACAGGGAGAAAAAGUAUCGAGACAUGUUUGAAGAGCAGAGGAACAUGUUGAUGUUAAUGGCAAGAAGAGCAUGGAAGACCGCGUAA
Messenger RNA from Anisakis simplex (herring worm), 303 nucleotides. The record is from the annotation of a GenBank genome assembly. Lineage: Eukaryota; Metazoa; Nematoda; Chromadorea; Rhabditida; Anisakidae.